This is a messenger RNA of Paraglomus brasilianum, 1578 nucleotides long. The record is from the annotation of a GenBank genome assembly. NCBI's taxonomy places the organism in Eukaryota, Fungi, Glomeromycota, Glomeromycetes, Paraglomerales, Paraglomeraceae.
AUGACUCAAUCAAAGAAACAAGAAGAGCGUCACCUCAGGAUCAUUCGCGAGCUUUUAAAGCGACCAGAGAAUAAAAAAUGCUUCGACUGUCCAGCAAAAGGUCCAGUUUACGUGAAUUUAUUGAACUCCUCAUUCAUAUGUGCGAGAUGCUCGGGUUUGCACCGUAAUCUUAGUCACAGAGUGAAAUCCAUCUCAGCAUCUACUUUUACUUCGGCCGAGAUAGAUGCUUUAAAGAGAGGUGGUAAUGCUAAAGCUGCCGAAAUCUGGUUAGCAAAAUAUACUACUGCCGAUUUCCCCGAACCGGCUGUAGAUGAUGUAGACGAUGGGCAGAAGGUUAUUAGUAAAGAUAGCUUUGACAAAGGAUCAAUAGUCAUCAACCCGCCCGCAUUGUCCCAUCGAUCGAGCUCGCUGUCUUCCAGUAGUACGCUAAGCCGACAAUCAAGCGCCGCAGAUGUAAGGGUUAGCGAACGAAGUGUUUCGUCUGGCGGUGAAAAAACCCAAAAGUCUACCAACCCAUAUGAUGCACUUUACAACAAUAAUUCAACAAUAUUUGAUGUAUUUCAAUCUGCAUCUAUGCAAAAAGCAAACGAUAGAGUUGUAGACAACGGAUUUGAUGUGUUCCAGUCAGCUCCGACACAAUCACUUCGAGACACAUCACCACCAAGUUUGGAUAAUUUGUUCAACUCGUUCCAAUCGGCUCAGCCGCCAGCACUUCAGCGAACGGCGUCUGAUGAUAUAUUUACCAACUUCCAAUCAGCUUCAACCAAUCCAAUACAACGAUCCAUGUCAAAUGAUAUAUUUGACACCUUCCAAUCAGCGUCAACAACUUCAUUACAAAGACAUGCAUCAUCAUCUUCUUCCUCAAGUAAUAAUAAUACAUUCAGUUCGUCCCAACCAGUGCAGACUACUUCACUUCAACGAUCCAUGUCUUCAGAUCUAUUUACAUCAUUUCAGCAAGCUCCAGAAUCAUCUAUACUAGGAAAUGGAUCGUCUACGAACGUAUUUAAUACGUUACAGCCUGCUUCUAAUUUAACACAUCAACAACCCGCUCUCUCGGCUGGUAUUACGAACUCUAAUACAUUUGCUACACGACAACAACCGCCAUAUCAAAGUACUCAACAUCAAGACACAAAAUACCAAAGUACUCUCACUGGCAUUAAUUUCACCUCUUCAUCAAACAACAUGAACAAUACUGACCCAUUCUCACCUUUUGAAAUCUUUCAACGACAAAAGACUGAGAUAUCUGCGGGGCAGGCUAGUAAUCUACCUUCGAUACCACAACAACAAACGAGUACCAACUACCAAACUUCCGUUAAUCCAUUUACAUCAACGCCGGUAAAUGGAGCUAGCAUGCAGCAGUCGUCACAUUUUUCUGGGAUUUCGUCUGCUUACGGAUCGCAUAAUCCAUUUCCAUUGACGUCCAAUUCAGUAAAUGUUAAUGGAUCGUUGAAUAAUUUACAGCAUGCAGGUAGCAAGAUAUCAUUUGAUGCAGCUUUUGAAGAUUUGGAUCCUUUAAAUAACAAUAAGAAAGGAUUUGUGGGGAGUGAGGUGAAUGGGGGGACAAGGAAUUUAUGGUAA